AGGAAGGCGAUGCUUCAUGUAAUUAAAAUUAUUGAAAAAUAAGUAUAGUAUACUUAAAUAACUUGCGUAGGUAACUGGUAUCCAAUAAUGUCUUAUCACAUCUAGUUGCUUAUCCAAUGCAUCUCAGAAAGGAAGAGUUUCGUGUAUUACAGGUUGGUGGAGAAAGCCAUCACAAAAUUCUAUUUAAAUUAGCAAAAGGGUAGGAGAUUUGAUCGCAAUAUGGGAUGUGUCCUUCUUCAGGUGAGGGUGAUGUGCAUCUGAAAACAACUCUUUUAUUCAACAAUUAAGGUUUGAAAAUUCCAAGGUUUAAUUAUUUCUAACAGAAUAAAAAUUGAGCUUAUAAAUGAAAAUAACAAAGGUAGUGCAAUUCAGUGAGUGCAUCACUAAACGCAUUUUUAGUAGUUGAUCACUUAUUAAUAUACUUAAGACAAGUGUUAGGUUAUGGUUGUGAAGAAGGAUAA
This is a messenger RNA of Paramecium octaurelia, 461 nucleotides long. NCBI's taxonomy places the organism in Eukaryota, Ciliophora, Oligohymenophorea, Peniculida, Parameciidae. The record is from the annotation of a GenBank genome assembly.